Messenger RNA from Aspergillus campestris IBT 28561, 5609 nucleotides. RefSeq names its product kinesin family protein. Gene Ontology annotation, molecular function: ATP binding; microtubule binding; microtubule motor activity. The coding region runs from base 206 to 5299 and encodes 1697 amino acids. The record is from RefSeq and is a predicted model, not a curated record. Gene Ontology annotation, biological process: mitotic spindle organization; microtubule-based movement. The transcript is spliced from 9 exons. Lineage: Eukaryota; Fungi; Ascomycota; Eurotiomycetes; Eurotiales; Aspergillaceae.
CACUCUUCCCUCCAUCCUCCUCUCUCUCCUCCUUCGUCUUUCUCCCUCCCAUAUCUCGUCUGCUGUCCCUUCUCUUCCCAUGCAGGGCCGCCAGACACGUCCAAUUCGCUGAGAUCAACUCGCCGAUGUGACCGACCUCAUCCCCCCUCCCCCAUUCGUGUCUCGAAUCGUUCGCCUCGAUCCCCAACCGGUGCCAUAAAGGGCCAUGACGCCCUCGCCGCCUGGUUCGCCGACGGGCGCAUCCCCGCGACCCUUGAGUGCCUUGAUGCGCACUCCGAGGAGUACCAGUCGCCUGAGUAUGAGCAGUAAACAAGGCAGUCGCGCCUCCGAUGAGGACAGCAAGACCGCCGUCAAAGUCGCCGUUCGCGUUCGUCCCCCCCUCAAGCCCGACGACCCCGGCUACGAAUUGAUCCCCCAACGAUUCCAACGGUCUAUGGUUCACGUCACGGCCGCCACCAGCCUCGCCGUCGAUGUCCCCCAAGGUCGCAAACUCUUCGUCUUCGAUCGCGUUUUCCCCGAGACCGUGAACCAGGAUGGCGUGUGGGAAUACCUCUGCGAGAGCGUGCAUUCCUUCCUGCAGGGCUACAAUGUCUCCAUCCUGGCCUACGGGCAGUCGGGCGCCGGCAAGUCCUACACCAUGGGCACAUCGGGGCCCAGCGAACAGGGUGACCCCCAGUCGAGAGGUAUUAUCCCCCGCGCUGCCCAGCUGCUCUUCGACCGGUUAGAACCCCCCAAACAGAACCGGAACAGUUCGUCCGGCUUGCGCACGCCCGCCCGCUAUUCGGUCGGUUCCGCCGCCAGCCUCAACCGCGCCAGCGUCGACAAGUCCUGGCAGAUGAAGGCCACCUACGUCGAAAUCUACAACGAACAAUUACGCGAUCUCCUCCUUCCCGAUUCCGUUCCCCAGUCCGAUCGCGGUUCCGUCUCCAUUCGCGAGGAUACCAAGGGUCGCAUCCUCCUCACCGGCCUCCACCAGGUCACCAUCAACUCCAUCGACGACCUCAUGGGUGCCCUCAGUUUCGGCUCCUCCAUCCGACAGACCGACUCCACCGCCAUCAAUGCCAAGUCCUCGCGUUCUCACGCCGUCUUCAGUUUGAACCUGCGCAUGUCCAUGCCCAUUGACGGUGCGUCCGGUGCGCCCGACGCCGCCACCGUCACCGUCGAGAGCAAGCUCCACUUUGUCGAUCUGGCUGGCAGCGAGCGGCUGAAGAACACGGGCGCCUCGGGCGAGCGUGCCCGGGAGGGUAUCUCCAUCAACGCCGGCCUCGCCGCUCUGGGCAAAGUCAUCUCGCAGCUGUCCUCCCGCCAGGCCGGAGCCCACGUGUCCUACCGGGACUCCAAACUGACCCGCCUCCUCCAGGACUCCCUGGGGGGCAAUGCCUACACCUACAUGAUCGCAUGCGUCACCCCGGCCGAGUUCCACCUCAGCGAGACCCUCAACACCGUCCAGUACGCCCAGCGCGCCCGCGCCAUCCAGAGCAAGCCCCGCAUCCAGCAGGUCGCCGACGAGGGCGACAAGCAUGCCUUGAUCGAGCGCCUCAAGGCCGAAGUCAGCUUCCUGCGCCAGCAGCUGCGCCGCGCCGAGGCCAGUCCCGACCGCCGCCGCGGCGACGGCCCCGCCCCGGAGCGCCCCGAGCGCGCCAACGACCGCGAGAUCGGCCUGCAGAACCAGCUGCUCGACGUCCAGGAGAGCUACAACGCCCUCAGCCAGCGCCACGCCCGUCUCAUGGCCGAGCUGGCCCGGGGGUCCGAGGGGGAGAAGACCCGAUCGGCCGAUGCCGCCGACGCCGACCCCGCCCACGACGUCGGCCGCAGCUCCGUCGAGCGCCUGCAACGCUCCCACUCCUUCGCCGAGUCCGUCGAGCAGGUCGUGCUCGAGUACGAGAAGACCAUCCAGAGCCUCGAGUCCUCCCUCUCCGACACCCGUGCCUCCCUGUCCCAGACUGAGAGCACCCUGCUCGAGCGCGAGACCACCUGCGCCUACGUCGAGGCCCUCAACACCCAGCUGCAGGCCCGCGUCCAGAAGUUCCAUGACCGCGAGUCCGGCACCGAGUCCUACCUGCACGAGCUCGAGUCCAAGCUCGAGGGCCACUCGUCCGGCGAGGAGCGUCACGCCGCCAUCGUUGCCGAGCUCCGCAAGGAGCUGACCCGUGCCCGCGACAGCGAGGCCCACUGUGAGGACUAUAUCUCCACCCUCGAGGAGCGUCUGGCCGAGGCCGACCAGGACAUGGAGCUCCUGCAGCGCGAGGUCGACCGCCUGGAGCACGUCGUCGAUCGCCAGCGCAGCCUCGGCAAGCUGGACAGCCUCCUCUACGAGCUCGACUACGUUCAGAACGUUCUCACUGAGGCCGUCGAGACCGCCAUUCCGGACUCCGACGAGGGCCUGGUGGAUCCGAUCCCCGCCACCAUCGAGGAGGAGACGGAGGAGACGGGGGCGGUGGCCCCGGCCGUCGUCCCCACGGCCGACGACGACGACCUCCAGGUGCUGGAGCGCGCCACCAGCCGCCUGGCAUCGUCGCCCCCGCCCGCCGACCGGACGUCGCUCUCGGCCCCCAAGCCCCCCAGCCCCACCCCGUCCGGCGUCGUGGCCGACAAGCUGGAGACCGUGUCGCAGGAACUCUUGGAUCUGCGCCUGCAGCACGAGACCACCCUGACCGACUACGAGCUCCUCGAGGCCAAGUACGAGGACGCCCUAAAGACCAUGGCGGCCCUGCGGCAGGACGCCGCCGACGAGGCCCGUCACGCAGCGGCCCAGGAGCCCGGGGCCCCCGGCGACUCGCAGAGUGGCACACGACGCUCAUUCUCGCAGUCACUGUCCUCGGAAUUGUCCUUGGCCGGGGAGCCUGCGCCGUCGCGCGAUUCCUCCUCUGACGGCCAGACGGAGCCCACGGAGGUGACGGGGACCUCGACCCGCGGCCUCGCCGGCGGCGAUGACCCUGACGCGCUCGCGCGGAUGCGCAAGCUGCUCGGGGAGCACGAGGAGGGCCUCGGCCUCAUGACCCAGCGGUACGCCGCGCUGCAGGCUGAGCACGAGGACACCCUGAGCCUCAUCGAGUCCCUCAAGACCGAACUCCAGCGGCCCAAGUCCACGUCGCCCCCGACCACCCCGGGUUUCAAGACCCCCAUGAUCCGCCGCAAGACGAGCACCAGCCUGAUAUCCACCGUCGAUCGCGCCCACCGCUCCCUGACCUCCAUGCGUGCCAUCGCCACCGAGGAGUUUGGCGACCGCCCCGACGCGCGACAGAACUUUGAGGUCCACCUGGACGCCGCCAUGCACGAGCUGCAGAGCCGCGUCGAGCGCAUCCAGUCCCUCGAGGCCGAGAACCAGAGCGUGCGGAAGGAGAUGGAGAUGAAGUCCACCAUCAUCUCGGGGCUGACCCGCGAGCGGACCAGUCUGCAGGCCGGCGGGUCCUCCGUUGACCCGACCUUCCUCGCCCAGCUCCGCGACCAGAUCGUGCAGCAGGAGACCCUCAUCACCCAGAUGACCGAGGCCCAUGCCGCCCGGGCGCAGCAGCUCCGGGACGAGAUCACGCAGCUUCAGGGCCUCCUCCAGACGCAGGAGGCGGCGGCCCGGUCGCACGACGUCGGCGCCGAGGAGCAGGACCGGAAGAUCGGCGGCCUGGAGGGCGAACUCGCCGAGUGGCAGGGCAAGCACGCGGAUGCCGUGCGGUCCCUGGAGGCGUCCGAACGCCAGCUGAGCGGCACCCUGCAGGACCUGGACCGCGCCCUGGCCGACGUGGACGCGUUGCGCGGCGACCGCACCGCCGCGGACGACGAGCUGGCCGGCAAGGAGGCCGCUGCCCGCGAGCUCGACGAGGAGCAGCGGGAGCAGGAGGCGCGCGUGGCUGAGUUGCAGCUAACCAUCGCGACGCUCACGGCCCAGGUCGCCGCCCGGGACGAGUCGCACGAGGCCGCCCAGCGCGAACUGGCGGGCCUCCGCGCGGCCCAGGGCGACCAGACGGCCACGGCCGGCGACGCGCUCCAGUCUCGCAUCGCCGAGUUGGAGCGCGAGAUCGAGGCCCAGCGCUCGGCCUCCGACGACGGCCACCGGACGGAGCUGGCGUCCCUGCAGGAGUCGCACCGCCAGGAGCUCGUCGAGUUGGAGACGCGGACCCAGGCGGCGGCGCAGGCCAAGCACGAGGCGCAACUGUCGGAGAAGGACGCGGCGCACGACGAGGCUCUGGGGGCGCUGCGGUCGGAGAUCGCCGCAUCGCGCGCGGAGCUCGCGAAGCUGCUGGGCAUGGUCGGCGGGCUGCUGAACGCUGACGUCACCGCCGACAACCUGGCGGACCAGCUGCAGGACAUUGUGGCGCAGAAGCAGCGCUUCUCCGAUCAGUACGCUGAGAUGCUGGGGAUCAACGACGACCUGCGACAGCAGCUGGCGGCCCGGGGUGAGGACGCCGACCGGCUGGACGCGCUCACGCAGAGCAACGCGGACAAGGAGGCCAAGGUGACCGAGCUGGCGCUGCUGGUGGCCACGCUGGAGGACACGCUCCGGCAGAAGGACGACCAGGUGAAGAAGAAGGAGACGCUCCUGGCGGCGGCCACGACCGAGAAGGACAAGAGCGCGCGGCUGGUGGAGGAGCUGGAGGACCAGAUCACCAACAGUUUCGACCAGCACCACAACCGUCUCUCCCUGAUCCAGCAGGAGCGCGAGCAAGCGCUCAUCCAGGCCAACGCCAAGAUCGGCACCUACGAGAAGGAGAUUGAAACGUAUCGGGUGCGCAUUGAGCAGUUGGAGCUCCAAAUCAAGAACACCGCCCCGGAUGUAUCCCACGACCGCAGCAGCUCGUUGACGUCGAAUCUGCGGAAGAGCUCGUCGGCCGCCUCGCUCCCCUCCCCCCCGCCGGCCAUCCCACUGCCGCCGCUGCCGACGAUCACGGCCGGCACCAACGGCAGCAGCAGCGUGUCGCCGCCCAGCUCGCGCCACGCCAGCAAGGAGAUCGUCAACGUCAACAGCCAGCUGGUGGAGGACCAGGAGGCGCGCAUUCGGACGAUGGAGAAGCACCUGCACGCGGAGAAGCAGCUGACGGCGACGCUGGAAGAAGCCCUCGGGGACCUCGAGGCGCAGAGCAACAAGGUCAAGUCGGACAGCGAGGCCUGGAAGAAGAAGGCCUGGCAGCUGGAGGACGAGCUGAGCACGCUGCGCAAGGAGCGCAACUCGCAGCGCCUGUCGCUGCAAGCCGUCGAGGAGGAGCGGAGUGCGCGACGCGAGGCCGAGGCCGCUCGGGCGCAGCUGGAGGAGCGGAUGAACGCUCUGAACAAGAAGAAGAAGAAGAGUACCCUGAAUUGUUUCUAAAAGUUGAGCGUCCCGUCUUCUGCCCCUUCCCUCCUGGUUUCUCGCUCUUUUCUCCAUUUUUUUUCCCCCUUUCUUGGUUUGGUCACCGACACGAUGUUUAUUCUCGACCGCUACUACCCUGUAUUAUGAAUUCCACGUGGAUAUAUUCCCCUUCUGUCCUCCCUUUUGCUGACUUGUUGAUACCUUUUCUGCUUCUGACCUGUCUUGAAUCUUUGUUCUGCACAUUCACCCCCUGCUUAUACUUUGUUCUGUCUUUAUGAAUCUUGAUUGUUUGACGAUGCCAAGCGGUUGGCUCUAUUGCCCGUAUAAU